AUUGGUGCGAACGUUAUGUUCAAACCAGUGUGGAAUCUCCUGAUUGGACAAUCGGCGGAGCCGCGGGCCGGGCUCUCCGCUCCCGCCCAGGCGGGGCAUUGUCUGGCGGCUCCAGCGCGGACUCGGGAGCGGAGCGCGGGCGGAGGCGCUAUGGCUGGUGGUAAAGCAGGGAAGGACAGUGGGAAGGCCAAGGCCAAGGCGGUGUCGCGCUCGCAGAGAGCUGGGCUGCAGUUCCCGGUGGGCCGGAUCCACAGGCACCUGAAGACUCGGACCACGAGUCACGGGCGAGUGGGGGCCACGGCUGCCGUCUACAGCGCCGCCAUCCUAGAGUACCUCACCGCUGAGGUACUGGAGCUGGCGGGCAACGCUUCCAAGGAUCUGAAAGUCAAGCGGAUCACUCCCCGUCACUUGCAGCUGGCAAUCCGUGGCGAUGAGGAGCUGGAUUCCCUGAUCAAAGCGACCAUCGCGGGCGGAGGCGUCAUCCCGCACAUCCACAAGUCGCUGAUCGGGAAGAAGGGACAACAAAAAACAGCGUAAAGAGGGGGAAACACCGGCCCCGCUCCCUCCCCCGUCGGCAGGCUGUACCCGGGAUGAGAACGCUGGGAAUAGGAUACGCGUCGGGAUUUUCAGGAACAGGGAGAGGAUAGAACGUUGUGAUAGGAAGCGUUAAUACAGGAUUUAGAUUCUCCGUUUGGAUUUUACCUUGUGGGGUGGCGGCGGCGGCGGCGGGGGGCGUGGGG
Molecule: messenger RNA, 740 nt
Organism: Cuculus canorus (common cuckoo)
Lineage: Eukaryota; Metazoa; Chordata; Aves; Cuculiformes; Cuculidae
Product: histone H2A.V
Exons: 5
Coding region: 16-537 (173 amino acids)
Cellular component (GO): nucleosome
Molecular function (GO): structural constituent of chromatin; protein heterodimerization activity; DNA binding
Source: RefSeq, a predicted model, not a curated record